GGUGUGUUUGCAUUGGAGCCAAUUUGUAAAGGCUCAUUCAUUUUGGAGUACAGAGGAGUUUUGAAGAAGACUGAGAAAACUGCAGCAUGGAAUGAGUACACUUACAUCUUCAAACAUAAAGGAAUGGAAUAUUGCAUUGAUGCUUCAAGUGAAGAUGGGACACUUGGCAGACACGUGAAUGAUGCUGAAAAGCCGACUGCGAAAAUGAAAAAAAAUAGAGGUGGAUGGUGUACCCAGUCUGUGUUGGUUUGCCAUCGUUGACAUUGAGGAAGGGCAAGAAAUAACCUAUGACUACGGAGGAGAAAACCUGCCAUGGCGUUCUUGGCAAAGGCAUCAAAUAUGCAAGCCUAUGGCUCCAACUACAGUCGAGAAACCUGUUCUCCACACACCAGUUGUCUCUCCAUCUACAAGUCACAUUCCAGUCGUCUCUCCAUCUACAAGUCAAACACCAGUCGUCUCUCCAUCUACAAGUCAAUCACCAGUCGUCUCUCCAUCUACAAGUCAAACACCAGUCGUCUCUCCAUCUACAAGUCAAUCACCAGUCGUCUCUCCAUCUACAAGUCAAUCACCAGUCGUCUCUCCAUCUACAAGUCAAUCACCAGUCGUCUCUCCAUCUACAAGUCAAACACCAGUCGUCUCUCCAUCUACAAGUCAAUCACCAGUCGUCUCUCCAUCUACAAGUCAAUCACCAGUCGUCUCUCCAUCUACAAGUCAAUCACCAGUCGUCUCUCCAUCUACAAGUCAAUCACCAGUCGUCUCUCCAUCUACAAGUCAAUCACCAGUCGUCUCUCCAUCUACAAGUCAAUCACCAGUCGUCUCUCCAUCUACAAGUCAAACACCAGUCGUCUCUCCAUCUACAAGUCAAUCACCAGUCGUCUCUCCAUCUACAAGUCAAUCACCAGUCGUCUCUCCAUCUACAAGUCAAUCACCAGUCGUCUCUCCAUCUACAGGCCACACACCAUUCCUCUCCUCCACAGUGCUCCCUGAAGAGAAUGAAAGAGACUUCAGUGAAGAGGAGACAUUGGAUGAUGUAUGUGAUCCAGAAUACGUUCCAGGCUCAGAAAGUGACACAGAAGAUGAGGAACAAAUAAACAGC
This is a messenger RNA of Perca fluviatilis (European perch), 1096 nucleotides long. RefSeq lists its product as uncharacterized. The transcript is spliced from 4 exons. The record is from RefSeq and is a predicted model, not a curated record. The coding region runs from base 313 to 987 and encodes 224 amino acids. Lineage: Eukaryota; Metazoa; Chordata; Actinopteri; Perciformes; Percidae.